AUGCUUGGUUCAAUGAGCACAAAUUAUAUGACUACGAUAAAAACAACUAUAAGCGAUGUUUGCAUUACACACAAUGGUAAUUGGACUGAUGAGAAACCAUAUGAAGUGAAAUCACGUGAAUUAUGCCCAGAAAAGCAGAAUAUUCCUAAAGACAGUUUUCAAACGAUGCGUGAUAAUACACAGCGUGCACCAUUAUCAAUAGCGAAUGUCAACCACAAAUUGUCAUCGACCGGUUCAAGUGGAAGUAGAGUUCAUGAACGACGCCCAAAUAGUCAAUGUGUUCCUACAAAUCUUAUUCAAAACAAUCUUUUUAAUACCAAGAGUAUAUACGGAAAGAAAGCUUUACACAUGCUUUUAAAGAGCGUUCGUAGUGGAAGUGGGCUUGGCUAUGUACAAGGACAGCAAAAUGGUAGAAAUGUACGACACAGAAAUUGAUUGUAUUUAUUCGGCAAAUAUAAUUGGUGCCUCCAUAUCUAUAACACGUAUCUGUUUUCAAUUUUGUUUUCACCUCUGUAACCCAAAACCUUCUCUCAAUAUAUACUCAUUACUUACUUCCAUUGAUAUGCAGG
Messenger RNA from Schistosoma intercalatum, 569 nucleotides. Lineage: Eukaryota; Metazoa; Platyhelminthes; Trematoda; Strigeidida; Schistosomatidae. The record is from the annotation of a GenBank genome assembly.